This is a messenger RNA of Prorocentrum cordatum, 3730 nucleotides long. The record is from the annotation of a GenBank genome assembly. NCBI's taxonomy places the organism in Eukaryota, Dinophyceae, Prorocentrales, Prorocentraceae.
UACAGUAUGCUCUACUUAACCCCUUGUGCGAAUGUGUAGGCACUGUCUAUUAUGAUGGGAUUGAGGUGGUGGAGGUAAGGUGGGACAAAUGUAUUCGGACGGGAGGGCCUGAGGGCCCGUUGGCUUUCAAUCUUAUUGUUGCUGCUAUGUGGGGCUCCACGAUUCGAGAAUGGGACGUACUAGGACUAGGUUAUCGUAUUGAGUUUGCGACUGGCUCGACUAGCUGUGUUUCGAUUAUUAAUCACUUCCUUUGGGCGGACAACUGUUAUGUAUUGGCUCGGAGUCGAGAGGAACUCACACGCAUGUUAUACGGUCUAACUACACAGUUACAUGACUAUGGCAUGAAAUGGGAAGAAUCCAGCCUAUUGUACAUGGUGUUCGGGGUCGAGCCUCCGCGAGAUGUGGAAGGGGAAAUACUAUGCACUGCUGAUCUUGUUCUCUCGAUGGGGUCGGAGGAGUCUGGAGUGUAUCGAUUUAGAAGGACGACGGAGAUGGAUGUGCUUGGGGCUCAUAUUUGUUCUGAACUACAUGUGAAUGAACAUCCAGAUUUGGACGCUAGUAUUGACUCUGCUCGCAGGGCCUUCUGGGGGCAGGCGACCUUCUUCCGCUCCACGGCCAUCCCGUUGAAAGAUAAAGAUGAGAGGUAUGCUCAGAGAGUUCAGAGUAUUGUGCUCUACGCGGCGGAAGGAUGCACGGACGAUUCUAGUUCAUUGAGUGCCCUUCAUAUCUUUGAAGGUAAGUGCCUGUCUGUAAUGUCUCGUUGUAUACGGAGGGAAGGGGAAAGUUAUCAGGAAUGGAAUACGAGGAGGUAUGAACGUGCGAGACAAAAAAGUCAUGAUGCUCACUUUGCGGGUAUUGUACAGAAGUUUCUCAGAGUGCAUUGGAUGUGGGCAAUUGACAUCCAUGAUUUUGCCCAUAGGUUGAUCACAGAUCGGGAGGCGUUGGAGGCGAACUCGAUGAGAGCUAGGAGAGAUUCUCGUUUCUCAUGCCUGGCGUUUGGCCGACUGUGGGAUAGAAUGAGGACAGAUUCAAGCGAGGCUCUCAGAUGUUGGGGGAAUUGGAAGGAGGCCAGCUCAAUGAAAAUACAUCGGGGGGGACAGGAGAGUGUCGGACUUCGUCCGUGGUACUAUUCAUUGGAAUCGUUUUACGGUUUAUCCUGGUGGGAUUUCUUUGCUGGAAGUUUUGAAAAUUUCAUGGAUUUCGCUGCUAAUGUUUGUUCAAGUACUAUGUUGAAGUACUUCCAAAAGAAGUGCAAAGAUUUGGCGCCCUCAGGGGUGCCUGUGUUCUUGAACUUGGAUGAGGAUGGAGGGGUUCAUAUUGGUCAGGAUCGGGAGGAUACACCUGCAUAUAGGGAUCGUCUCAGCAAACGUAUUGCGUUGCAUAACAUGCGUUGUACACAGUGGGACCUCGAUACGGACGGGAUACCACUGGACAUCCAGGGGGACUCACUACUUGUAAUUAACUGGCUCUGCGGGAAAUGGAAAGUAUUAGCUCAGGUAUAUCAGAAAAGGGUGGAUGCUCUGAUUAAUAAGUUGGACGAUAUGCAGGAAACUUACUCGGUGAGGCCUCCAGAGGCUGGCCGUGACUUCUUCUCUCAUUCUUUUCGGGAAUGGAACCAGAGAGCUGACUCACUGACCCAUCAGGCCCGUCAGGGCCACGUGUACGCCGAUUUCGUUUACCUCAACGACUUUGAAUCUCAGUGUUAUAUUCCUUGCCUUAUCAAAGCCGGCUUUGAUGGGGGAGUUUAUAGCCGCGGAAGUGCCUGUGGUGUAUGGAUGCAGAUUGGUCUGCGAAACAAAUAUAUCUUCUCGCGGACCGACAUCAUUUUCAAGGAUGUGUAUCUCGCGGCUUGGUGUCUGCCACCAAGCGCCACUGUUACAGAUACGGAACUAUCGGCGGCGGAGCGCAUAUGCGAGGUGCUCCCACAGGUUGUGCAGACCUUCUUUGAUCAUUCGCAGUGAUAGGCCACACAUUGUUUCUUCUUUUCUGUGUCUUGUUUAUUCCUUCAGCUUCGCUGUUCACUGACUCACUCGUUUAUCUUUGUGUGCUUUGCGUUUGAUUGUGUCAUUGCGGCAUGUGAUUCUCUUUAUUCCUUCAGCUUCGCUGUGUGGUAUAAGAGCUGACUGCUUGCGUGAUGAAUAAGAGGCUCUGUUUCGCCUGAUACUUUGUUGGACCUGGCCUCAGUGGCCAAGACGGUCCCAGCAAAGACGCAAAAAACAAAGGUUGACGGUUUACCGCCGGCGCCCAGUUUCGGUGUGUGCCCUUGCUCUCCGGGUUUACCUCGUAGAGCUCUUCGGCAUCGAUGAGCUAGAGGAAUUCGGGCGCGGGGUGCAGCUAGUUGGCCGAUCCGGAAUCGAUUUGAAGACAUCGUGCUGUCGGUUUUCUCAACUUAAAUCGAUCUAGGAAGCUCUACGAGUCUCCCGGCGGUAACCAAGGUUGAUCAUGAAGUUGCGCACGUGGGUUCGCACGUUCCUGUUCUUGCUCAGACGGCAGCUGAUGUGAAGAUGUCGGAGUUGGAGAUGGAUAACGAGGAUAACAUGCGGUGCUUACUACUUCAGACGAUGCAUAAGAUGGAUGACAAUACUGAGAGGAUCCAGGACGCCAUAGUUGUUCAGGGUAGUAAAAUCGAUAAUGUUCAGACCCAGGUACAGAAGCAGGGUAGUAAAAUCGAUAAUGCUCAGACCCAGGUACAGAGAUUUGAGGCCAGAUACAAUCAACUUGAGGCCUUCGUCCAGAGACUUCAGGGACUGGCGCGAUCAGGUUCUGCGGCGAGUGCUGCGUCUACGAGGCCUGUGUUUACGAGACCUGCUAAUACUAUACAUUAUACCUGAGUAUAUGCUGCCUGCCGCCGCCUCUCUGUGUUGCUGGCUUGUAUUGUGUCACGUGCUUGUUCAGUGAGACGAGUUUGAACUUUUGUGACUUGUAAUUGCGUUGCUUUCUUCAUGCUUGUGUGUUCAUGCAUGCACGCGUGUCGAAUAAGAGCUUCGCUUGAUGGCCACUUGUUGCAUGCAUUAAUGAUUGAGAUCGCCUCGCGUGGUCUUUUUGUUUGUUAUUGGGACUGCCUCGUGUGGUUAUUCAGUGCAUCUUUAUUCAGUGCAGCCAUGGCUGUAAUGCUUGUAUCUCAUUUGUUCUUCUUUUCCUCACUUUAUCUCUCAUUGAGCUCUAACAAUUCAGUGUGUGCAUGUUCAGUCCCUGGCCAGGUCUCCUGGCUCUCUUGUCGCAGUCUUAGUCUUGCCUCUUCAGUGUUCUCACUGUUGUAGGGUUUAAUUUUAGUUCCGCCUCAUCAGUUUCAUUUGACACGUUUGAUCGCCUUGAGUGGUCUCCAAUUGAUUUGUUUUGCUGGGUGCUUCCUUCACUUUCUUGAUCGUUCCGACGUGCCUGUUGAUUGAGACGUACUGUGGCCUCAAAGAGGUUCGAUAGUAUUUGAUCUCCUUAAUUCAUCACUUCACAUUUGACGUUGAGCAUAAGACUCUUGUCAUACCGCGGGUUGUACAAGCGUAUUUCGGAGAGCUUAGGCUGUCGUCUUCCUGAUCGUCAGGAUCGGUGAGGCUUCGCCUGCUCCCUAUACGUCCGCGUCUUUACUUCCGACUAGGCUGGAAAGCCUGCACAGUCGACCGCAAAGUCCGCAAAAAACCAAGGUUGACGGUUUACCGCCGGCGCCCAAGUAAUUCGGACGCACUGGCAGGCUAGUUGGCUCGAAAAAUCUCGACGGAACUUUUGGUGACUUUUG